Messenger RNA from Patiria miniata (bat star), 1215 nucleotides. Its product is annotated as pinin-like. Lineage: Eukaryota; Metazoa; Echinodermata; Asteroidea; Valvatida; Asterinidae. The coding region runs from base 1 to 1215 and encodes 404 amino acids. The transcript is spliced from 8 exons. Gene Ontology annotation, cellular component: catalytic step 2 spliceosome. The record is from RefSeq and is a predicted model, not a curated record.
AUGGUUACCAGUCUGGCAGAUGCUUUUCAGCGUUUGGGCUUACCUAUCAUUAGGAGACAAAGCACUGGCAGUGCAUUCAGCAGGCUGGGAGGCCGUGUGGAUGGACCGCAGCCCAAGCGCCCACGGAGGAAGACUAAUGAUGAUGAUGAUGAUCUGCCUAAGCACACCAUCCAAUCCUCUGUUGUAGCUACCCCUAAGGUGGUCAAAACACGCCAAGAAUCCAUUCAGGAACAGAGCAAGGAUGUCCAAGGACAGAAAAGGAAUCGGCGAAUGUUUGGUCACCUGUUGGGUACUCUGCAGAAAUUCAAACAGGAGUCCACUGACAUGGAAAGCAAGGAGAGGAAGCGAUCCGAAAUUGAGAAGAAACUGGAGGAGCAAGCAGUUGAAGAGAAGAAAGAAGUGGCAGCCCAGAGAUCUCAGCUGUUCACAGAGCGUCGGAACCAGCAAGCUGAGCUACAGAGAUUGGAGAGAUUGGUUGAUAUUGCAAAAGAGCAAGAAUCUUGGGACGCUCAUACUAAGAAGCUGAGUAACUUUAUACGCACCAAGGCCAAGCCCCCAAUAUUCUACAAGCCAGCCAAGCCCUCGCUAGUGACUGAAAAAAACUUAAUGGACUCCAAGGAACUGCUGAAUGAUAUGAUGAAGAAGCGACGAGCUGAGAUUGAAGCAGAGAUCCAAGAGAUGCAUUCAGAGCACGCUAGCAAGGAGACAGAGCUUGAUGGGCAGGAGAUGACCAAGGUCACCGAGGUAAAGGGUAAGACCAAAGAUAAAAAGAAGAAGCACAGUAAGGGUAAGCAUGAGGAACGCAGAAAUGGGAAACAUAGCGAACCAACAGAUGGAGCGCCCGCAACGGAACCAGGGGAUAGCGAUGACGACGACAAGAGAAAUGCUAAGGAUGUGGCUGCCGACUGGGUUCAAGAGAGGGUGGUUGGAGAAGGGGAGCCAGGUAAGGAUGGGGUUGGGAAACAGGGGUCAGAAUCAUCUUCUUCCGGGGAGGAGGAGGAAGGGGAAUUGCAGGAUAGGAACAGUCAGGAUGAGGCAGCAGGCAUGGCGGAGAAAGCAGCCACCCAUGCUGCUGCUGAUGAUACUGAUGAUGGGGAUCAAGAAGAAGGGAAGGAAAACAUUGAAGCCAACAAGCAGGACUUCCGGAGUGCUUUGUAUCCUGAGGAGGAUCAGAGGCAGGAGUUAUCCUGGGAGGAUGAACCCAUGGAGCAGUGA